This is a messenger RNA of Seriola dumerili (greater amberjack), 2138 nucleotides long. Its product is annotated as perforin-1-like. Gene Ontology annotation, molecular function: calcium ion binding; pore-forming activity. Gene Ontology annotation, biological process: leukocyte mediated cytotoxicity. The record is from RefSeq and is a predicted model, not a curated record. The transcript is spliced from 4 exons. Lineage: Eukaryota; Metazoa; Chordata; Actinopteri; Carangiformes; Carangidae. Bases 38 to 1798 code for a protein of 586 amino acids.
AACCAUCAGUUUGUAUCCAUCAUCUCAAAUUAGCAGCAUGUUCCUGCAGAAUAUUUGCAUCUGUGCCGGCAUCAUGCUGUCCCUCCCUCAGUGCACGUAUCAGUCAUGCACCGAAGGGACACCCAGACAGUGCAUCGAGGCAGAAUUUGUUCCAGGUACCAAUUUGGCCGGGGAAGGCUUCGACAUCACCAAAAUGGAACGAAAGGGGGCCUUUGUGCUCAACAUGAAUCAGUGGAAACGCAAGGACAAAACGUGCAUCCUGUGUAGCAACCCCUAUCUGGAGAACAAAAAACAAAAGCUCCCCUUGUCGGUGGUGGACUGGAGGCCAAAACAGUCCUGCAGCAUGAAAGUGACCAGUAAACUCCACAGAUCCAGUGAAUCUCUGGUCAGUUCCAGCACCUCUUCUGUUGAAAACAACUGGGGGAUGAAUCUAGACGUUAAUGUGGGUGAAAAAGGUGGCUCAGUGAUGCUGGCUGGUACCAAUUCUAAACUGGCUGAGUAUUCCAUGGAAAAAACAAAGAAUGACAAGUUCAGCUUCACGAGUCAAAGCAUGUUGUGUGAGUACUACAGCUACCGAGUUUCCAGCAAAACAAAGCUGCACAGAGAAUUUCACCAAGCAGUAAAGCAACUCCCCAAAACCUAUAGCCCUGAACACAAGAAACAAUUUUACAAACUGAUUGACAACUUUGGCACUCAUUACAUCACCAAGGUGAAGUUGGGAGGAAGUGUUCAAUCUGUGACCAGCAUCAAGCAGUGCCAGGCCAGCCUGCAGGGCCUCAGCGUGGAGGAGGUGAAUAUGUGCCUGGAAGUUGAAGCGUCUGCCAGCAUCCACGCCACAAUAAAAACUCAAGCAAAACACUGUAAGAAGGACAUCGAGAAGACAGACAGUAAAUCGGCCUUCUCCAGCCUCUUCAACGACAGGUUCACAGAAAUAAAGGGGGGUCAUACCACAGAGCCAGACCUUCUCUUCUCCGCUGACAAAAAUCCAUCGGCCUACAAAGAAUGGCUGAACACACUCCCACAGAAUCCAGACAUAGUCUCAUAUUCUCUGGACUCACUUCAUGAGUUACUGCCUACGAACACACCUGCCCGGAAGAACCUGCGCUCAGCCAUUAGCCACUACAUCCUGGAUAAAGGCCUGUGGAGGAACUGCAGUGAACGCUGUCAGGCCGGCAUCAAGAGCAACCCAAGGGAUCCCUGCGUCUGCCAAUGCCACAAUGACCCUGCUGUAAAUGCUGACUGCUGCCCAACCCGUAAAGGCAUGGCACGCGUCAUCAUAACCGUGCAACGGGCCUCUGGUCUUUGGGGAGACUGGUUCACUUCCGCAGAUGGUUAUGUGAAGGUGUUUAUCAACAAACAGCUCUGGCGGUCUCCUGUCAUUUACAACAACAACAACCCACACUGGGCAAUGGUCAUCGACGUGGGCUCUCACGAUGUGUCCUCGGGACAGAAAGUGAGAUUUGAAGUGUGGGAUGAGGACAACAAAUGGGACGACGACCUGUUGGGAGCAUGUGAGCGAGUUCUGUCUACAGGAGUCAAGCAGGAUUUCUGUAAUCUGAACAAUGGUAACCUGUUCUACAAAUUGGACGUGAAAUGUGCUCCGAGUCUGAGUGGAAAUUCAUGCACGGAGUAUAAACCUUCACCUAUGAGUCAAAGUCUGAAGAAGCUGUAUGUGUCCCGUCAUGCCCACCCUGUUCCAAAGGCCGUCCUGUUAGAGAUGGGUGUGUUUGUGGACGAAUCCAGUUCACAGAGAAACCAGAGUCUCACUGCGCAGAGCCAAAAGUUUGAUGAGAUAUAACAACCAUGUUUGGUUUUACUGAAACUUACAUUGAAGGCAUUACCAACAUUUUUAUAGUAUUGAUGAGAAUGAAUAAUAAAGCAAAAGGCAUUAUCAUUCAUAAGUCUUGUCCCACAUUAAAUCUCUCUCAACAAACGACGAGAAAUAUAUCAGUAGUGUUGACAAAAUGGCUGCAACUCAAUUUCAGGAAAAUAUCCCUUAUAUCUUGUAUGUUCAUUUUUUCUUUUAAGUUAAAGGUCCUAUAUUAUAUAAACUGAGAUUCCUGUGUCUUCUUUGAUUAUAAAGCAGGUCUAGGUUCUAUAUUAAUACCAGAGUGUAUCAAAGCGCUCAGUCCAUAGAA